GCGGACUAGCUGGGGGAGAGUGCAGUUUUAGGUUGACGGAUAAGGUGGUGCGUUACCGAUACGGUUUUAAGUGUUGACUUGGAGCUAAUGAGAAAUAAGUGGUGGGUGGAGAGGACAAACGAAGUGGUGCUUGAGGAUAAACAGAAGAAUUUGAUUUUGGGUGUGAAUUAAUGCCGUGUAUAGGAGAAAUGUGAAGUGCAUUCAUACGAAGAAAAAGAUUUCAGUUGUUUCUAUAACAGGAGCAUAGAUAUAAAUUGAUCCGAACCUAGCCCGUACGACCCAUUAUGUUCCAUUCCGGCGCUGGUAGCAAUGGCUACAGUGACGGCAACGCGGGCUUCCACCAACAUCUCCAACAAUCCCCUGUUUACGUCCCAAGCAGCAGGGCCGUACCGCAUCAAUAUUCCCCCGCUGCAGGGACGCACUUCGGCGCUGCAGCCCAUCAGGGUGGCUGGGCGCAUGCGGGAGGUUCCUACGGCGAUAUGGCGACGCAAGCGGCGGCGCAUGGCUUGGGGGGCGCAUCACAUGCCAGCCCCUUGUCCGCCGGUCAGUUUUACGCCCAGAACAUGAUGAUGUCGUCUUGGAGGGCCUACGAUGGAGCUGGAUUUCAAAGGACAUCCCCUUAUGAGGGUACCAUGGAGUUCCAGUUCGGCGAAGGAAGGGAAUGCGUCAAUUGCGGUGCCAUUUCCACCCCCCUGUGGAGGCGGGAUGGUACUGGACACUAUUUGUGUAACGCUUGUGGUCUGUACCACAAGAUGAAUGGGAUGAACAGACCUCUGAUCAAACCCUCCAAAAGACUGACCGCCACCAGACGCUUAGGUCUCUGCUGCACGAAUUGCGGCACCAGGACGACGACGCUCUGGCGUCGCAACAACGACGGCGAACCUGUUUGCAACGCCUGCGGUCUCUACUUCAAGCUGCACGGCGUCAACAGGCCUCUGGCGAUGCGCAAGGACGGGAUACAGACCCGCAAACGAAAGCCCAAAAAACAGGGGUCCGGAGGCGGUGAACGAGAUGACAGUAGCUCCACCUCCGUAGAAGAUGGAAAAACAUCCCUAAGUAUAUCAUCAACCCAACAACAACAACACUCCAACCAACAAGUGCCAUCAUCUACUCAGAACCACACCAGUCAUCAACAUUCACCUGAAAACAAAAUUCCCCAAACCCUAGAGAGACCUUACAUAAGUCCUGGUUCUCUGUUGCCAUCCUCGUCGAGCGUGGUGAAGAGCGAACCAGGAUACGACUACAGCUGCCUGCAGAACCAAGGGUACCCUUACCAACAGUUAUUCGGUUUUCCUGGCGCCACAGCCGCGAACCCAGAGCUGGCUUACCAUCACCAACAUCACGUGACAGCGUCCGCUAAACUGAUGGCUACAACAUAGGACAUGAGGUGGUAGCAAUGGUAUCUGCAGAAUCAGCUUAAAAUACAGGCACUGCUGCGCUGACGGGAAGGCUGAAUGUGAAGCAGCAGCUUUUUGUGCUAUCUCAAAAGUGAGGGUACAAUCAAACCAUGACAUCAGAAUAAUAAGAUCUCAACAAUUGUAGUCAAAUUGUGUUAAACAAAGAAUCAACUAUUCAGGUUGGAAUUGAUCCUCAAAUACGUAAUAAUGCCUUUGUAGGUAGUCGGAGUUUUUUUCAAGAUUAUUUAAAAAAUGAAUACAUUUCUGAAACAAAUCAUCGAAUAACGUUGAGCAUUCUGAAAAAGUUGCAUUGCAUGUCUUCCACAUAAAUCUAUGAGCAAUAUCGAUAAAUUUGAAGAAUUGUUGAAUUAUGAAGCAUUUUUAAACUGAAACAGUCUAUAGUGGAAAUUGGAACGAUAAAUAAAAACCUUACUUCCUAGAUGAAAAUAUGUAAUUAUUUUUUACUUUUAUUUAUUAUUAUUCCGUUCCCCGUUGUAUAAAUACAUAUGACAAAUAUUUCAGGCUUCGUGAUCUUUUUUGUUGUAUUAUCAAAACUCAUUAGUUCUUCAAAGAAGAUAAUUAUUGUGGACUGCAUAAGCAUCUAAUUUGAGGGUAAAAUUUCCAGUAUCCAAAUUAAAUAUUAUAUCCUCUGGUUAUCUUCAAACUUCAACCUGUAC
This is a messenger RNA of Coccinella septempunctata (seven-spotted ladybird), 2074 nucleotides long. Its product is annotated as GATA-binding factor A-like. The record is from RefSeq and is a predicted model, not a curated record. Gene Ontology annotation, molecular function: DNA-binding transcription factor activity, RNA polymerase II-specific; zinc ion binding; RNA polymerase II cis-regulatory region sequence-specific DNA binding. The transcript has 5 exons. Gene Ontology annotation, biological process: positive regulation of transcription by RNA polymerase II; cell fate commitment; negative regulation of transcription by RNA polymerase II. NCBI's taxonomy places the organism in Eukaryota, Metazoa, Arthropoda, Insecta, Coleoptera, Coccinellidae. Bases 285 to 1379 code for a protein of 364 amino acids.